AUAUCAACGACACACCUGCCAUGGUUAAAGCACUGAACAAGGUUAUUCCAUAUGUGUGGUACAUGGCCUUCGCCACAUUUCCGGCUGGAAUACUUGAAGUUGGAUGCUGGAUGUAUUCAAGUGAAAGACAAGUGGCACGUCUAAGACUAGCAUAUCUAAGAGCAGUGCUCAGCCAGGAGGUUGGGGCUUUCGAUACAGACUUAACCAGUGGAAAAGUGAUCACCGGAAUUAGUAACCACACUAGUAUCAUACACAGUGCAAUCGGAGAGACGUUGGGGCAUUUUCUGUCAAGUUUCGCAACUUUCUUUUCGGGGAUUUUGAUUGCUGCAAUAUGCUGUUGGGAAGUUGCACUGCUUACCUUGUUCGUUGUUCCUUUGAUUCUUGUAAUCGGAGCCACUUAUACUAAGAAGAUGAACACUGUCUCGGCUGCUAGGAUGCUUUACCUGGCGGAAGCUACCUCUUUGGUAGAACAGACCAUAUGUCAAAUCAAAACAGUAUAUGCAUUCGUUGGAGAAAACUCGGCAAUCAAAUCUUUCUCAAACUGCAUGGCCAAACAGUAUUUGCUAAGCAAAGGGGAGGCUCUAGUAAAGGGAGUUGGAACAGGAAUGCUUCAAUCUGUGACCUUCAUUUCCUGGGCUAUCAUCAUUUGGGUUGGUGCUGUUGUAGUCACUGCCAAGAGGGCAAGCGGUGGAGAUAUUAUAGCCGCUGUCAUGAGCAUUCUCUUUGGAGCCAUAUCACUCACUUAUGCUGCGCCAGACAUGCAAGUCUUCAAUCAAGCAAAGGCUGCAGGAACUGAAGUUUUCAAGGUGAUCAAUAGAAAGCCAGCUAUAAGUUAUGAUUCACCAGGGAAGGAACUUGACAAGAUUUACGGCAACAUUGACAUACAUGAUGUUUACUUUUCCUACCCUUCCCGGCCUGACAGAGCCAUCCUUCAAGGCUUUUCAUUGUCAAUCCCAGCAGGAAAAACUGUAGCCUUUGUGGGCAGCAGUGGCUGUGGAAAGAGUACUAUCAUCUCACUAGUCGCAAGAUUCUAUGAUCCGCCAAAAGGGGAGAUUCUGAUUGACAACCACAACAUCAAGGAUCUUGACUUGAAAUUCCUGAGGAAAAACAUAGGAGCUGUUUCGCAGGAACCAUCACUGUUUGCAGGCACCAUUGCGGACAACAUGAAAGUCGGUAAGAUGGAUGCAGAAGAUGUAGAGAUCCAGAAAGCAUCAGUGAUGGCAAAUGCACACACUUUCAUAUCUCAACUUCCAGAUCAGUACUCCACAGAGGUAGGACAAAGGGGAGUCCAGUUAUCUGGAGGCCAGAAGCAGAGAAUCGCCAUAGCAAGAGCCAUUCUCAAGAAUCCUCCUAUUCUUCUGCUUGAUGAGGCAACAAGUGCUCUUGACUCAGAAUCUGAGAAGGUGGUUCAAGAAGCACUUGACAAGGCUAUGCAAGGAAGGACAGUCAUCUUGAUAGCACACAGACUAUCAACUAUUGUUAAUGCAGAUAUUAUUGCGGUUGUGGAAAAUGGACAAGUUUCAGAAACAGGAACUCACCGGAGCUUACUUGAAAGCAGCAAAUUCUACAACAACUUAUUUAACAUGCAGAACCUCAACCCAGUUCAUGAGUCGAGAGAAGAUGGUCCCUCUGAAGAACAUGAAAGCAUCCACCUAAAGAACUCACCUGAACAGAUAACACGAGCUAAGGAGCCCCACAGCGACCAGUAUCCUAAUCAGCCUCCCAAGCAAGACGAAGAGGAAAUAAGAAAACAAGCCAUAUUCUUCAGAAUCUGGUUUGGCUUGAAAACGAGAGAACUCGUAAAGAUUGCUAUUGGUUCUUUUGCAGCAGCUUUCUCUGGCAUAUCAAAACCUGUCUUUGGGUAUUACAUUAUAACAAUAGGAGUAGCAUACUACCACCCAGAUGCUAAAAGAAAAGUCUCAAAAUAUUCAAUCACCUUCGCUCUAAUUGGAUUCAUUUCAUUGUUCUCUCACACCUUGCAACAUUACUUCUUUGGAAUGGUUGGAGAGAAGGCCAUGACAAACCUGAGACGUGCUCUCUAUUCAGGUGUGCUACGCAAUGAAAUCGGAUGGUAUGAGAACCCUGAGAAUGGCAUUGGACAGCUCACCUCAAGGAUCAUCAAUGACACUUCAAUGGUUAAACUGGUAAUUGCUGACCGGAUGUCUGUCAUUGUUCAGUGCAUCUCCUCCAUACUGAUUGCAACCAUUGUGAGCAUGGUUGUCAACUGGAGAAUGGGGUUGGUAGCUUGGGCUGUGAUGCCUUGCCACUUCAUUGGCGGUCUCAUUCAAGCCAAGUCUGCCAAGGGUUUUGCAGGAGACUCAGCUGCUGCACAUAAUGAACUUGUUUCUCUUGCUUCUGAGUCUGCACAAAACAUAAGAACCGUUGCGUCGUUUUGCCAUGAAGAUCAUAUACUCAAAAAAGCCGAAAUAUCUCUGGAAACACCCAAGAGAAUGAGCAGGAAAGAAAGUAUCAAGUAUGGCAUAAUUCAGGGAGUUUCUCUUUGCUUAUGGAACAUUGCACAUGCUGUGGCAUUGUGGUACACAACAGUUUUGGUUCAUAAAAAUCAAUCGAGCUUCAAAGAUGGCAUAAGAUCAUACCAGAUUUUCUCUCUCACAGUACCUUCAAUCACAGAAUUGUGGACAUUGAUUCCCACUGUCAUUUCUGCCAUCAAUGUGCUCACUCCUGCAUUCGAGACCCUUGACCGCAAAACUGAAAUAGAUCCAUCUACACCAGAAACUUCAAAUCGGGACAGAAUCAAAGGGAACAUUGAAUUUCAAAACGUUGAGUUUAAUUACCCUUUGAGACCAGAAGUAACUAUCCUGAACAACUUCAGUGUACAAAUUGAAGCUGGUAAAAAGGUGGCUCUUGUCGGUCCAAGUGGAGCUGGAAAAUCUUCAGUUCUGGCCCUUCUGCUAAGAUUUUAUGAUCCCUUGAAAGGUAAGAUACUCAUUGAUGGAAAGGAGAUAAGGGAAUACAAUUUGAGAUGGCUGAGAACACAAAUAGGGUUGGUGCAACAAGAGCCUCUUCUUUUUAGCUCCUCAAUCAGACACAAUAUCUGCUACGGGAACGAAAGUGCUUCUGAAACUGAGAUUGUGGAGGUAUCAAAGGAAGCAAACAUUGAUGAGUUCAUAAGUAAUUUGCCUGAUGGAUAUGAAACAGUUGUUGGGGAGAAGGGAUGCCAACUUUCAGGAGGACAAAAGCAAAGAAUAGCCAUAGCUAGAACACUGCUAAAGAGGCCUGCAAUUUUGCUUCUGGAUGAAGCAACAAGUGCCCUUGAUGCUGAAUCUGAGAAAUCUGUGGUGAGUGCAUUGGAAGCGAUAAAUUUGAAAAAGAAUGGGGGCCUGCUGUCAAAAACCACACAGAUUACAGUUGCACAUAGGCUUUCCACAAUAAUAAAGUCGGAUAUCAUUGUUGUCAUGGACAAAGGUGAGAUUGUGGAGAUGGGAUCCCACUCAACCCUAAUAACAGCAUCUGAGGGAGUUUAUUCAAGAUUAUAUCAGAUACAGAGCAUGGGAGAAGAGUAACAUAUUGAAAUGCGCAAACACCAAGGGAACUUAGAAAAGCCUUAGGCCUAUAAUGUCCUUUGAAGCCUAAUGUAAUAGUAUAGUAGUAGUAGUUUGUCACUAAAAUAGAGGUGGCUUAAUGACAGAAUAAACUGUUGAGUAGAAGAACAUUUUCCUAUAUAUUGAUAAAUGAAUAAAGUUGUUCACAGUUACAAAGUCA
Messenger RNA from Rosa rugosa (rugosa rose), 3723 nucleotides. Its product is annotated as ABC transporter B family member 19-like. Gene Ontology annotation, biological process: transmembrane transport. Lineage: Eukaryota; Viridiplantae; Streptophyta; Magnoliopsida; Rosales; Rosaceae. The coding region runs from base 21 to 3524 and encodes 1167 amino acids. Gene Ontology annotation, molecular function: ABC-type transporter activity; ATP hydrolysis activity; ATP binding. The record is from RefSeq and is a predicted model, not a curated record. The transcript has 10 exons. Gene Ontology annotation, cellular component: membrane.